CUAGCACUAGAGAGCACACACACGCUGGACCUUGCACUGAGACUGAGACGUAGCAUGGAUUCUGUUUUCACUCUGAGAAUGUAGGAAAGGAGGUAUUUUGGUCAAAUACUUUGAUUGCUGGAGCAAACGGUGUUACGAUGAGAAGUCUGGUGGUUGCUUAAAAUUGCCUCCGCAAAUAGUCUUCAAAGGAACAACUAAGAGCAUUGAAGCUUUAUUAUCUUCAAUAGGUAAAAGUAGAACAGAAGGAUGGAUAUGGAGACAAGCACAAUUCCUCCAAAGCCCCCCAGGCUGGCAGUAGAUGAAGACAUACUUGCAUCCCAGGUACUAGAGAUCAUCGGUGGGAUCACUCGUGAAGCCCUGCAGACCCUGGAGGAACCAGAGGAAAAAGACGUGUGGUUAAUGGAGGAGGGAGAUGACUCUGUGUUCUACAGUGACGAGGACCAAGUUCAUCAGGACAUUACAACUUGUGGUUUUGGUGCCAACGGGUGCAAGCCUCUUGUCAACAGUGUGGCAGAUGUUGAGGAAGAGCCAGGGGAAGAAUACAUUACUGACAAAGAAAGUUCAGAGUUGAAGGAGGAAUUGAAUCAGCACGUCAUCGUGGAUGAACAAGAAGAGGAACGCCAAGAAGGCCAAACAGUAACAACUCAACCCAUGGAUCAGUCAGAUCCACAAACAGAGUCUGAUCUAACCUCAGAGAAGUCAGAGAGGCCCUGUGGAGAAUCUUCUAAGUGCACUAUUGCAGAGAUGCAAACCGAACAAAACACACCAGCUGAAAAAGUGAAUCUACCAGUUGAGAAAGAAGAAGUCACACCAAACCCUGAGCCCUCUGCUGUCACUAAUGAGCGGGGCUAUGACAGGCUGAAUGGGGAGGCAGACCUCCCACAGCAGAUGUCUAAUGCUGAUCUCCAGGUAUCAGGUGACAGGCCGCUUCAGGUGGAGCCAGAGCAGGAGCGCAACUUCCUCAUCCCUGGGGGGUUUCAUCAAAAGCUCAGUCCAGGCUACUCCACUCUGCCCCUGCCGAAGAAAUCGUGCAGCAGCGACGGCGACCAGAAAUCCUUCAGCCACCUCACUUCCUCUAAAUACGGCACCGUGUCCUACCGCAAGAUCCGCAGAGGAAACACCCGCCAGAAGAUAGAUGAGUUUGAGUAUAUGAUGAUGAAUUUGUAAGAAGAUCUAACUGAUUGAGCAUCUUUACCAUGUGGUAGAAAGUUUACAUAUUUAUUUGUUUGAAACAUCUAAUUGUACAAAGCAUUAACAUUUCUGAUGUAACUUUAGGG
Molecule: messenger RNA, 1277 nt
Organism: Notothenia coriiceps (black rockcod)
Lineage: Eukaryota; Metazoa; Chordata; Actinopteri; Perciformes; Nototheniidae
Exons: 2
Coding region: 247-1167 (306 amino acids)
Biological process (GO): regulation of cell shape; morphogenesis of a branching structure; actin filament organization
Cellular component (GO): paranode region of axon; internode region of axon; filopodium
Molecular function (GO): actin filament binding
Source: RefSeq, a predicted model, not a curated record